AUGUGCAAGUCGGUCUCAAUCAUGUGAGUUUUUCUUCUUCGAGAGCCUUCGAAUCGAAUUCUUUGCAAAAAUGAUCAAUCGUGAUGCCCACAGUGCGACGACGCCGUGCACGUCUUCUGAACUCGGAGUGACGCUCGGCGACUCGGCCAUCACACAGUUCAUCGUUCAUCAGGCACACUGCUUCGCAGUUUCUCGAGGAGACCAGUGUUGAUGUCUUUUUGUAAAUAUUAUGAAAAGGGAACAUACUAACAGGAAAUCAGAGGAGUAGGGUUGCAGAACAGGCACCUGUUUUCGCCUGUUUUGCAAUUUUAACGUGGAUAUUUUGCAAAACAGGCGAAAACAGGCGCCUGUUCCGCAACCCUACAGCGGAGGAGUGCCGUGUCGUCGCACUGUUCAACAAACGAACGACGCUAAAUAGUUAUAUAGUUAUGAUGAUGACGACGAGGGAAACGAAGAACAAAAAGAAAAAAUCACAAAAUUAUAGGGAACAUCGGCGCUCGGAUCGAUGGUUUCGUCGUUCUUCGAAGGAGCCAUCUGCUCGGCGCUCUCCUCGUCGACGUCCGAUUUGAAGCACAAUUCGGAGCGGAAGUUCCCAAUUUACGAGUUCCUUCCGAUGAAAGUGCAGGAGCACAUGUCCGCGAGGAACACGACGCUCUUCUACCGGUAAUUCUAGACUUCUUGCGCUCAUCUCGAACUGUAAUCCUUCAGAAUCAACUCGAUCGAAUCCGACGAGCAUCAACUGACUGUCCGUGCUCAGAUCGAAUGGCAGAAGCUGAUUCCGGCCACUUCCGACGACGCGUCACGCCUUCUGAACGGACAAGACGAGCGUCACAAUUCGACAAAGCUGAUGGACAUGGAAAUGAAGAACGGAGAUUGA
Molecule: messenger RNA, 877 nt
Organism: Caenorhabditis sp. 36 PRJEB53466
Lineage: Eukaryota; Metazoa; Nematoda; Chromadorea; Rhabditida; Rhabditidae
Source: the annotation of a GenBank genome assembly